AUGACCACAAGAGUAGGAGUGAUCAAAACCCAUCACUCACAUUCAGAUGUUCACAGAUUGGCUAUUCAGGGCAGAAAUGCAAGUAUAGAAAGAAUUGAAGAUGGUGACAGCAGCAAAGAAGAUGGUGAAAGUGAAAAACACACCAUGGACAAGAAAAAUAAAGAGAAAUCAAAGAGAACUAAAGAUAACCCCGAGGAACAAAAUAACGUUCAGAUUGAGAAGAAAGAAGUAUUCGUUAUUGAUCCUUCAGGAAACUUGUAUUACAACUGGCUGUUCUGCAUCACAUUGCCUGUCAUGUACAACUGGACCAUGAUCAUUGCUAGAGCCUGUUUUGAUGAACUUCAGAGCAAUAAUUUAGAAAUGUGGUUUAUUUUUGACUACAUAUCAGAUAUUAUCUAUGUUGCUGACAUGUUUGUUCGUAUAAGAACAGGCUAUCUGGAUCAAGGUUUGUUGGUGAAAGAAGAACGUAAACUUAAGAAAAAAUAUAUGGGAACUGUACAAUUUAAAUUAGAUGUACUGUCCAUCAUACCAACUGAUCUAGUUUAUUUCAAGUUAGGGCUGAACUAUCCAGAAAUAAGAAUAAACAGAUUGCUUAGAAUAUCACGAAUGUUUGAAUUCUUCCAGCAAACAGAAACAAGAACAAGCUACCCAAAUAUCUUCAGGAUCUCUAACCUUGUCAUGUAUAUUAUAAUUAUUAUCCAUUGGAAUGCAUGCAUGUACUUUUCAAUCUCCAAAGCCAUUGGCUUUGGUACAGACACUUGGGUCUAUCCCAACGUUACCCAUCCUGAAUUUGGCCGUCUUGCUAGAAAAUAUGUAUACAGUCUUUACUGGUCAACACUGACUUUGACAACUAUUGGUGAAACACCUCCUCCUGUGAGAGAUGCUGAGUAUUUAUUUGUUGUCAUUGACUUCUUAGUUGGUGUAUUGAUUUUUGCUUCCAUUGUUGGUAAUAUUGGUUCUAUGAUAUCUAACAUGAAUGCUGCCAGGGAAGAAUUUCAAGCAAAAAUUGAUGCUAUUAAGCAGUACAUGCAAUUUCGGAAUGUGAGCAAAAAUUUAGAAACAAGAGUUAUCAAGUGGUUUGAUUAUUUGUGGACAAAUAAGAAGGCAGUAGAUGAAAGAAAAGUUUUGAGGUUUCUCCCAGAUAAACUACGAGCAGAAAUUGCCAUUAAUGUUCAUUUGGAAACCUUAAAAAAGGUGCAGAUUUUUGCAGAUUGUGAAGCUGGACUAUUGGUUGAGUUAGUCUUAAAACUACAGCCUCAGGUGUACAGCCCUGGAGAUUAUGUCUGCCAGAAAGGUGAUAUUGGGCGAGAAAUGUACAUUAUCAAAGAAGGCAAGCUUGCAGUGGUAGCUGAUGAUGGAGUGACUCAGUAUGUUGUCCUAAGCAAUGGCAGCUACUUUGGAGAGAUUAGCAUUCUUAAUAUAAAAGGUAGCAAAGCUGGAAAUCGAAGGACAGCCAACAUUAGGAGCAUUGGCUAUUCAGAUUUGUUUUGUCUACAUAAAGAUGACCUAAUGGAGGCUUUGACAGAAUAUCCAGAUGCCAAGGCCUUGCUGGAAGAAAAAGGAAGGCAAAUCCUUAUGAAAGAUGGAUUAUUGGAUUUAGAAGUUGCACAUGCAGUAAGAGAACCUGAAGAUAUUGAGGAAAAAGUCUACCACAUAGAAGCAAUGCUAGACAAUUUACAGACAAGGUUUGCCAGACUUUUGGCUGAAUAUGGUGCUACACAGCAGAAACUGAAAACAAGGCUCACACAACUCGAGAACAUCAUGCUACUAUCUAAGGAUUUUGAUUUCUCGAAUUUAGAAGAAACAGAAAUAGUUUGGGAGAAUAAAGAAUGA
Messenger RNA from Varanus komodoensis (Komodo dragon), 1833 nucleotides. RefSeq names its product cyclic nucleotide gated channel subunit alpha 1 (gene CNGA1). Lineage: Eukaryota; Metazoa; Chordata; Lepidosauria; Squamata; Varanidae. Gene Ontology annotation, cellular component: intracellular cyclic nucleotide activated cation channel complex; plasma membrane. Gene Ontology annotation, biological process: monoatomic cation transmembrane transport. The transcript has 5 exons. Gene Ontology annotation, molecular function: intracellularly cAMP-activated cation channel activity; cGMP binding; protein-containing complex binding. The coding region runs from base 1 to 1833 and encodes 610 amino acids. The record is from RefSeq and is a predicted model, not a curated record.